Trichosporon asahii var. asahii CBS 2479 is the source of this 564-nucleotide messenger RNA. RefSeq lists its product as uncharacterized. The record is from RefSeq and is a predicted model, not a curated record. Bases 1 to 564 code for a protein of 187 amino acids. NCBI's taxonomy places the organism in Eukaryota, Fungi, Basidiomycota, Tremellomycetes, Trichosporonales, Trichosporonaceae. The transcript has 2 exons.
AUGAAAGGUAGGCUUGCCAAUCCAGCCAAAGCCAACCCCAGAUCACGACCUCGGACAAAACCCCUCAACUCCCCUCUACUCCAACACGAAGAUCGAUGUGAGUUUCUGACUCGAGAUGGACAGACUGAAUCACAGGCUCCGUGGGCGAAGGUUGGCUUUUCAAACCCUUUCCGAGCCAAGGGACAGCCCUCUUCUUCUACUCGCAUACGCCACGAGCUCGCCGUGUCAGCCAGCCUCGACUAUGAUAUCCCUGAGGAUAGAGUCGGACAGCUGACCCCAGCCACGCCACCCCGACGAACUCGGUAUCGUAAGGGUGAGCUUUCGUACUGGAGUACCGAGCUGACAGCCAGCCCUCAGAAAGAGGCGGGUAGCAAAUGGAAGACCGGAUGCAAUUGCGUCCCUCGAGAAAGGCAUGCCAGGUUAGCUCUUCCUCCACCGGUUGAGCUAAUGCCAGCCCCGUUCCGCCCUUCCCGCCCCGAGAGUGGAACAGGUCGGGGACGGUUCUGUGAGGCUCAGAGAAGACAACCAACCACCGUGUGCCUUGCCACCUCCAUCGACUCCUGA